GCAUUGCACAAAUUUAGCAGCCACCGUUGCCUCCACAAAUAUAAACAGCAAACUCAACUUUGGAUGGGAAAUCAUUACUCGUUAAAAUAUCUAAAAGGAAAGGGGAAGAGGAAUCCCACAGAGGGAAGGGGAAUCUUCCCAAAGAAUAUGAUACUUAAAGAGGCAGCUCUGUCUCAUCUUUAAGGACAAGCUUGUGAGAAAAGCUACCUCGGAGCACCGCCUCCGCUGUUGAAUCCCACCCACCUCAGACUUCCAGUGCUCCAGUGUUCUCCUCUUCCCUGUGAAAAUUCCUGUAGGAAGACCGACGAGGCACCACAUUUUGGCACUGUUCUCAGAAAGCGUGAAAAUAACAGCACACGAAGAAAUUACGAUUACCAAUUUCAAAGCAUUUUUAAGGACCCUGAUUGGAGUGUGCAGCCGAUGGCUUCCUGAACCCCAGCCUACCCCCCUCUCCCCCCUCCCCUAGACUGUAGUCGUCCCCACCGGGCAGAACCAUCGGCUCGGUGAUGAAUCACACGCCCAGCCCCCACAUGACCGAGGCCAGCGGCAAGUCCGGGUCGGGCCUCCUGUGCGGCCUGGGUCUGGGCCCGGACCGGGUGCGUUCUCCGGACAGCCUUACCCACACGCCCAGCCCCACAGGGGGCACCCCCAGCUCUAGCCCUCCCCUGCUGCUGUCGCCCGGCCUGGGCUGCGAGGGCCUGAGCCUGGGCAGCCUGGGGGGCGGCGGCGGCGGCGGGGACUGGGAGAGCCGCGAGGAGCUGCGCCUGCGGGAGCUGGAGGAGGCGCGCGCGCGGGCCGCCCAGAUGGAGAAGACCAUGCGCUGGUGGUCGGACUGCACUGCCAACUGGCGCGAGAAGUGGAGCAAGGUGCGGGCCGAGCGGAACCGGGCACGCGACGAGGUGCGGCAGCUGCGGCAGCGGCUGGACGCGCUGACCAAGGAGCUGACGGGCGCGCGGCGCGAACGCCAGGAGCUGGCCACCGAGAACGAGCAGCUGCGGCAGGAGGCCCAGUGACUCCAGCGCCGAAGCACCGUUGCUCCCUCCCCCUCUCUUCCUCCGUCCUCCUCCCCCACCCGUAAGCCCGACAACAAGACCCACGAGCGGUUAAGGACGGGCUCUCCGGAGCAGGAGCCGGUCAGAGACGUCAGCAACGACAAGCCGGAGCACAAGAAGGAGCUGGAGCUGCUGGAGGCGCUGCUGCGCUGUAAAGCGGCGGACGCUCUGGAGGGCUGGGACGCGCGUAGCGUUAGCAGUCUGCGCUCGGCUCUGAGCCGGCAGGACCGAGGUGGUGGGGGCGGUCGCCUGCAGCUGUGGGACGAGCUCUGCCCCCCGGAGGAGGAGCCUGGACGCAUCAACGCCCUGCAGCUGCGCCUGGACGAGUCCCAGAAGGUCCUGCUCAAGGAGAGAGAGGACAAACAGUCUCUGGGUAAGAGCAUCGAGAAGCUGGAGGCAGAGCUGAGCCAAUGGAAACUCAAGUAUGAGGAGCUGAGCAAGAGCAAGCAUGAGGCACUCAAACAGCUGAACUUGCUGAAGGAGGUGCACCAGGACGAGCUGGGCCGCAUGUCUGAAGACCUGGAGGAUGAACUGGGGGCGCGCAGCAGCAUGGACAAGAAGCUGGCCGAGCUCCGCGCAGAGAUGGAGCGUCUGCAGGUGGAGAACGCUGCUGAGUGGGGUCGGCGUGAGCGUCUGGAGACGGAGAAGCUGGCGCUGGAGCGGGAUAACAAGAAGCUGCGCGCCCAGAUGGAGGACCUGGAGGAGCAGCUGGCCCGUAAGCGCAGACAGGCCGCCACUGCCCUCGACUCCGACCUCAAGAGCAUCCAGGCUGAGCUGUUCGAGAGGAACAAGGAGCUGGGAGACCUGCGGCACAUCCACACCAAGCUGAAGAAGCAGUACCAGGAGAAGAUGGCGGAGCUGGCCCACGCCAACCGGCGGGUGGAUCAGCACGAGACCGAGGUCAAGAAGCUCCGGCUCCGCGUGGAGGAGCUCAAGAAGGAGCUUGGACAGGCUGAAGAUGAGCUGGAUGAAGCCCAUAACCAGAGCCGAAAGCUCCAGCGGUCCCUCGAUGAGCAGGUGGAACAGACAGAGAACCUCCAGGUCCAGCUGGAACAUUUGCAGUCCAGGCUGCGGCGACAGCAGAGUCCAGGGCUCUUUGGGAAGAUGAGGACGUCUGCUUCGGCUCGGUUCAGCACGGACAAUCCAGACGGACCCCCCAGCGACCAGGACGAGGAGGACGAAGAGCUGCAGAUUCAGAUCCCCUAAGAACAGAAUCAGCCAACCACUGGCCUGAGCUCUGUCCAGGCGAGGACUUAAGACUGACCACACCCAGCUCUGGGCUUGCAGCUCCUCACCAGAGCUCUUUUGGCCCAGUCCUUAGACAGGUGGACAGACAGACAGAAAGGCAUGUGUGGACUCAGAGUGGACUGGUUGAUGACCUCAAACUUACUGCCUUUUUGAAGCUGUGGCACCUCACAGCUGUGUGUUCCUGUCAGUACC
This is a messenger RNA of Alosa alosa (allis shad), 2492 nucleotides long. RefSeq names its product coiled-coil domain containing 102A (gene ccdc102a). The record is from RefSeq and is a predicted model, not a curated record. Gene Ontology annotation, cellular component: myosin complex. NCBI's taxonomy places the organism in Eukaryota, Metazoa, Chordata, Actinopteri, Clupeiformes, Clupeidae.